GCUGACCAAGGUGUGUGUCGUGAAGGUUACACGGACGGACUGUCCGGUCUUUCAGGGACAGCAGCCCCACCUGCCCAUGUGGCUCUGACUCCCGUUCUGUCCACGUCUCCUGGAGGUUCAUGAGAGACCAGCAUGCAGCUCCUCGCCCUGCUCCUGCCCGCGUUCACCCUGACGCUCGCCUCCUCCUUUUCAUCUCUCUAUAGUGAGGUGCCAGACAUCUUUGGUGAUGAUUCUGCGGGUUACGGGCCCGUGUUCGAGGAGCAGCCCGCCGACACCAUCUACCCGGAGGAGUCGCCCGAGGCCAAGAUCACCCUGAGCUGCCGAGUGCGGGCCGACCCCCCCGCCACAUACAGGUGGAGGUUUGAGAAGGUGGAGAUCGACUUCAAGAAGUCAGCCAACAACCACUACCGGCUCGAGGGAGGCAACCUGGUCAUCGACAACCCUGACAAGAGCAAGCACGUCGGCAACUACACCUGCGAGGCCACCAACGACUACGGCACAGUGGUCAGCAUGAAAGCCUCCGUCCAGUUCGGCUUCUUGGACUUGUUUUCCACGGAGGAGCGCGAGGCCGUCCACGUGAAGGAGGGCCAGGGAGCCGUGCUGCUGUGCGAUCCACCUCCGCACUACCCAGAUGACCUGUCCUACCGCUGGAUGCUCAACGAGUUUCCCAUCUUCAUCCCGCCCACUGACCGGCAGUUUGUCUCGCAGACCACCGGGAACCUCUACAUCUCCAAAGUGGUGGCGGCCGACAGCGGCAACUACUCCUGCUUCGUGUCCAGCCGCUCGAUCGCCAAGAGUGUGUUCAGCAAGUUCAUCCCCCUGGUGCCUCUGUCUGAACGUUUUCCACGGAAGUACCGAGCCGACAUCAAUGUCAUGUUCCCUGACACAAACGCCUUGGUCGGCCAGAACAUCACACUGGAAUGCUUCGCCCUGGGAAACCCCAUCCCCAAGAUCCGCUGGAGUAAGGUGGACGGCCAGUUGCCCCCCCUGCACGAGAUCAGCAUGGCCGGCGGCCUGCUGCACCUGAUGAAUGUGCAGUACGAGGACGAGGGCACCUACGAGUGUGAGGCCAUCAACAUCAAGGGCAAGCACGCACACAAGGCCAAGGUCAACGUGGAGGCGGCUCCUGAGUGGGUGGAGCACAUUGUGAGCGCCGAGCGUGACAUCGGCAGCUCCUACACCAUGUCCUGCGAAGCCAGCGGGAAGCCCAAGCCCCACAUCCACUGGAUGAAGAACGGCCACCCGCAGCACGGCGUGCGCGAGCUGAAGUUCAACGAGCUGACGUUCAAGGACUCGGGGAUGUACCAGUGCGUCGCCGAGAACCGCCAUGGUGUCAUCUACGCCAACGCGGAGCUGCGCGUGUUCGCGGGUGGCCCCACGUUCGAGCACAACCCGUUGAAGAGGAAGACCCUGGCGGCCAAGAACAGCCGGGUGGUGAUCGAGUGCAAGCCCAGGGCGGCCCCCAAGCCCACGUUCUCCUGGAGCAAAGGGACGGAGCUGCUGUCAAACUCUUCCAGGAUAUCGAUUUGGGGCGAUGGCAGCCUGGAAAUAAUCGACGUUACCAAAGCAGAUGAGGGGAGCUAUACGUGCUUUGCUGAGAAUGAAAGAGGGAAGGCCAACAGCACCGGCUAUCUCUCCAUCACAGAUGCCACCAAGAUCACCCUGGCGCCCACCAACGCUGACGUCACGGUUGGGGAGGCGGUCAGGAUGCAGUGCGCCGCGUCAUAUGACUCCACGCUGGACAUCACCUUCAUCUGGUCCCUGGACGGACGGGCCAUUGACUUUGACAGGAACCGCGAGCAUUACGAGCGUGUGGAUGGAGACUCGAGUGGAGAGAUGCUGAUUAAGAGCACACAGCUGAAGCACGCCGGCCGCUACACCUGCACCGCCCAGACGCCCGUGGACAACGUCACGGCGUCCGCCGACCUCGUCGUCAGAGGUCCUCCUGGACCCCCUGGGGGUGUGCGUCUGGAUGAGGUCCUGGACAGGUCCGUGCGACUGACCUGGAGUCAGGGCAAAGACAACCACAGCCCCAUCUCCAAGUACACCAUCCAGUACAGAGACAUGCGCUCAGGUGGACAGUGGAAGGAUGCUGUGACCUCGCCUCCAAAUGUGGAGGGGAACACAGAAACGGCCUCCGUGGUGGAUUUGAUUCCAUACACGGAGUACGAGUUCAGGGUCAUAGCUACCAACACACUGGGCACCGGAGAGCCCAGUGACCCCUCUCAAAAGGUCAUCACCAUGGAGUCAGUUCCUGUGGUGGCACCUUCGGAUAUCGGCGGAGGUGGUGGAAGCAGCAGGGAGCUGACUAUCACAUGGACACCUGUGCAGCCGGAGUACUACUAUGGCAAGGACUUUGGCUACAUCGUGGCUUUCAGGCGCGAGGACAGCGCGGAGUGGUUGAAGGUGACGGUGGCGGAUCCUCAGGCCAGACGCUACGUGCACAAGGACUCCACCAUCCCCCCCUUCACCAAGUUUGAGGUCAAGAUCAUGGCCUUCAACAACAAAGGAGGGGGUCCCUUCAGCCUCCCAGCAACUGUCUACUCAGCACUGGAUGUUCCAUCAGUGGCGCCCAGCAUCGUAGACAGCAGGGCCCUAUCGGCCACCGAGGCAAUACUCUUCUGGGCCCCUAUGACGCAGCCCAUAGAAGGCUAUCAGCUGAAGUACUGGAGGAAGCAAGUGGAGAACGAGUCGACCCACCCACCCAUCAUGGUGUCCAGCAUGGACAACCAUACUCGGGUGGAGAGGCUGAGGCCCAACUCGCUCUACAUUGUGGAGGUGCGGGCGCACAACUCUGCUGGACUGGGACCACCCAGAAGGGCUGAGUUUGUCACCAAGAAACCUCCACCAAGCCGGCCUCCAAAGAUCAUCGGCACAAAGCUGAACCCCAGCGGCUCCACCUUCAACAUCAUGUGGGAGCCCGUGCCCUCUCUGGCCAACGAGUCCAAAGUCGAGGGCUACAAGAUCCUCUACAGGCACGAUAGCCAUGCCACGGGAAUCUUAUAUUCAACACCCAAGCAGCAUAUAGACCUGCCCGUGCCCAAGGAUGGAGACCCUAUGGUGGAGGUCCGUGCGUAUACUGAAGGUGGGGAUGGGGCAGUGGCACAAGUGCGGAUCUCAGGUAGCCAAUUAGGUGGAGCCGGAAUGGUGGCCCCGUCCCUCAGCCUGGCCGUGCUGCUGGUGGUGGCGCUCUCUUGUGUGGGACUCUGAAUGUAGCGCCAUUCUUACCCGUCUUCACCCCCACCCUCGGUGGAAAGGACUCUGUAAGGAUGCUGCCCCGUGAGGACUCAGACUCUUUUCUUUCCACAGUCUUUGUUUGGUUUCGACCUCGCAAACCAAAAUGCCAUAGUUCCCUCCCUGGAAUACGCCUGUGGAAAAAAAAAAAAAAAAGAAAAAGAAAAAAAAACAUAUGAAAAAGACAGACUGUGGGGGAAAACGUUUCAGAAAGUACAAAGACAUCCUGGAUAUCCCUUAUAUAGUAUCUUCAAAAUAUCUUUGGAUGAAUGAUGAAGGGAGCUCUCUCAACCUGUUCAAUAUGCCUUAUAUAAAUCUCUUCAUUUAUCUUUCACAGAUGAACUACUUGCUUGUAUUGAUAUGGGUCGAGAAUCAUUUUCUUUUGUGGUUUUAUUUGUUGAGGUGUAAUGUAGAUCUGCCCAUAUGCAUGGGGGACGUUGUUGCCUUCAGGCAUGUUACGAGAUGUGUGUUGUGGAUGAAUUGCCCGUCUUCAACAAUAUGCUCCAUAUCUACUGCAAGUAAUUCACAAUGAAAGAUAGGCGUAGGGAUGUCAGAAAUUGUCUUACAUGUAGUUUGCUAUUAAGUGGCUUUUCCCUUUUUUAUUGUUUUAAUAAUAAAGCACACCCUCCCUUAACAGAUCAAAUCAAAUUACCCAACAAUUCAGGCAUAUAAAUGUACAAUAAACAUAAACUUCAGUAUUAAAGCUCAUAUUAUGCUAAUAUUAUAUGCAAUAAUUUAUAAGCUAUUGAUUUAUCCAUGAUCAAACAUUACUUUCUUACCAUAUCAACUCAUCCUUUAUUAAAAGAUAAUUUUAUUCAGAAUAGUGUGAUUUUGUUGCCCUAACCUGGACUUAAGGAGUUCAGUACAAGUAAUAUACUUCUGUGCAUGUAGACAUGUUACUUUGAUGGGAAAUACAUAAAUGCUAAGCUGUUAAUAAUGUCCAAUUGACUGCAGACGUUCAGCAAAGAGUGUUGUACAUGUUCAUGUGAAGCACAUUUAUCUGUGUUUGUAAAACUGAGUUGAAUGUACAGUGAUAUUCUGUGGCGAUGAGAAAAAGCUACACGCUUGGCUACCCAUGCAACUUAUGAUUUCAAACACAAGCACAACACCAUACGUGCUGAGGACAUGGCUCCAUUGACAUCAUGUCCUGUUAUCAUGACCAAGAUCAUGGCUGUGCUGUCAUUGCUUUGCUGUAAUGUUAUACCAAUGUUUUGAGAGUGUCAUGCGCCCAACGAUAGAGACAUCAGUCACAGUGAGGGGCAUAUUUACCCCAAAGGACAGGUAUAUCGAGCACAAAAAAAGGCCUUUGUUUUAAUCAUAUCAACAGAACCUCAGUCUCACAUGCUCUGUGAAGAAUGUCAACAUUUCAACUACUAUGUUAUUAUUUAAUACCCUUUCAUUGAAUUUUUUUAGAACUGCUUUAGUCAUUGUUUUCAUGGUCCGAGUAGCAGUAACAUGUAUACAGUCCUCUUCACACAGUUAAGUACAGUUAUGGUGCAAUGUCUAAUGAAUAGCAACCUGCUAUGAAUUGUUUGUUUUUAAAAUGACAACUUGCCUAGCUCUGUAAUAUGUUUUCUAAAUCUUGAUCUUCUGUCAUCUUUUUUAUCAGUUGUUGAAAAAAAGCGGAAGACAAAAAGCAUUCCACCCUUAACUAUGUGAAACCGUCCCUUGAGUACAUUAUAUCUGUUUGUACUGUUUGUCUGUUUUCUUUUUUUAAACUACUGUCUUUUUCUUUGUCUUUAUAACAUAUACAGUGUAAGUGUUCAAAGAUAUAUCAAUGUCAAAAUAAUGUCUUCUAUUUGUUGGUAAAUUACAUUAUGACCUGCGGUUUAUUUGAUGAUAGAGCUAUAUUUUAUUUCCAUAUGCUGCAUUUUCAUAGUCAUACCAGAGCACUCAAGGGAGAACCUCCAUGGAAUCAAAGUUUUGUAUGUUGGCUCUUAGCAUGGCAAUUCUAGCCAAGCGAUAUUGGAGAUGAAGAGGCUUUAAAUGGCCAUAAGGAUGGGGAUGAUAUAUUUAAGUUUGAUUCAUCUGUUUGAGGUCCUCGCUGGGUGUGACUGGACCUAGUCAUUGCUUAUCCCAUCGUGUGAAUAUAUGAAGAACCACCACAAAGUGCUUUUCCCUGUCUCCUUCAUGCAGCGAAUCAUCAGUGAAAGAAUUGCCAAAUGCAUGAACGCCUUUAACUUUUUGCAAUUUGUCAUAUUCUGAUAAAAAUGGUAUGUCCGCAGAUGCAUGAUUUUGGAAAAAAAAAUGGUACAUUCUGUUUGCUGAGGAGCUCCAUAUAUACCAACGGAUUGACAUUUACUAUACGUGCAUCUCAAUUUACUCCGAUCAUUUUGUUUGUUUGUUUGUUUGUUUGUUUUGUGGAGACAGAAGAUUAUUCAAUGGCCCACCCUCACAAACCUAAUCUGUGAAUCAUCUGCUUUGUUUCAGUAGGCUACAGCCAGUUCCCCUUGAUUAAUGGUAGAGACAAAACCAAACACCACUGACCAACUGUACAUUUCACCCAUUCAUGUAGGCCACUUGCAGGACCAUGUGCCCUGUAAGCGAGCAUUCUGUACCUCAUGAUAUCGGGGUCGGGGGUUAAAGUCAUCACUGUUGUUUGGCUGUCGGACAAAGGUUUGUGUAUGUGUGUGCGCGCGUGUUUGUGUGUGUGUGUGUGUGUGUGUGUGUGUCUGUCUGUGUGCGUGUGUGUGUGUAUGUUCUCUAAUGGGUGUCGUAUGAAGUCAAUUCAGUUCUGAGGAUCAGACUGAUCCGUGUCCCUUACCUGCCAAUGUUUAUAGUUACCCCACCCUUAGAACUGUCUUCACUUCAUAAGACACUAGAUGUGGUGUUUUUCUUUACCACUGGGUUAAUGUUUAUGUGUGUGAGGCUUACUUCAAUGUUCACGGCACAAACUUUUUGGGGGUAAAACCUGGCUCUCUCAUUGGCUGGAUUUGAAAUGAAUUAUGAAUUACAAUAAAGUAGUUAACUAUGA
Sardina pilchardus (European sardine) is the source of this 6208-nucleotide messenger RNA. It is a transcript of the gene cntn1a, whose product is annotated as contactin 1a. Gene Ontology annotation, biological process: cell-cell adhesion; axon guidance; brain development. The record is from RefSeq and is a predicted model, not a curated record. Bases 133 to 3210 code for a protein of 1025 amino acids. Gene Ontology annotation, molecular function: cell-cell adhesion mediator activity. Lineage: Eukaryota; Metazoa; Chordata; Actinopteri; Clupeiformes; Clupeidae. Gene Ontology annotation, cellular component: axon; plasma membrane. The transcript is spliced from 24 exons.